GAUGGUACGUCAUUAACGCGCGCCGCCGGAUGUUCAAAAAGGUGGAUUCUUCUGUGCUGUCAACAUAAUGCUCGUUUAUGGGAGGUUUUAAUAUAAAUAAUUGGUAACUAUGCCCAAAAGUCUGAAAAAGUCGUGUACCACCCAGACGUCCAUUAGCAGGUACUUCGGGGGAUUGAGUAGCAGUAGUGUGCCAAAAACACAAGCUAAGUCUAAUCCUCAAAGAGGCAAGAAGCGUGCCUCCCACCAUCAUUCUGACUCACCUUCCAAACAAGCCAGGCUCUCCCUUCAGGUUCAAGAAGAUGGAGACAUUGACACAGAUUCCACUCAGAGCUCUACAGACUCAAAGAGUCGAGGGCUGGGUGGUUUGUGCCGGUCCACUUUGGAGAGGCUGAAAGGCUUCACAUGCACGGCUGAUACUCAAGACAGCUGUGAUGUUGAAGUGAAGGAGGCAAGCGGUGGAAUCCAUGACGUCUGUCUGUCUGACAGUUCAAAGCAGAUGUUGUGCUUCUCCCAGUUUGCCAAGCCAGUUGACAAAAGAGGGGCUGCUGGAAAAAGGGCCACAGAACUCAGUCCCCCAUCAGACGGUGGCGCCGCAUCAAGACGCACCAAGAGUGUUUACACACCUCUGGAGCAACAGGUGAUCCAGCUGAAACAGCAGCACAAGAACGCCUUGUUGGCUGUGGAGUGUGGAUACAAGUACAGGUUCUUUGGAGACGAUGCUGAGAUUGCAGCAAAGGAGUUGAACAUCACCUGUCAUCUGGACCAUAACUUCAUGACCUGCAGCAUCCCUACACACCGUUUGUUUGUUCACGUCCGACGACUGGUGUCUCAUGGCCACAAGGUGGGUGUUGUCAAGCAGACUGAGACAUCCGCCAUCAAAGCAUCAGGGGCCAAUAAGAAUGCUCUGUUCACUCGGCAGCUCAGUGCGCUGUACACCAAGUCCACACUUGUGGGGGAGGAUGUAAACCCAGUCUGCAGACUGGAUGAUCAUGAGGAGGGUGGUGGUCAUGAUACAGUGUUGGAACCUCCUGACAGCUUCCUGUUGUGUGUCAGUGAGAACUGGAACACGUUGAAGAAGCAGCUCACUGUGGGACUAGUGGCAGUUCAGCCCAUCACGGGAGAUGUCCUGCUGGACUCUUUCAUCGAUGGUCAGUCUCGCUCGGAACUUGAGAGCCGUGUCUUGAAGAUCAACCCUGUGGAGAUCUUGGUGCCCUCGGACCUCUCGGAGCCAACUCACAGACUCUUGCAGAGCAUCACUAAUGCCAGUGCUAAAGCUGACGACAAAGUGCGAGUUGAGAAGAGGGACAGCGCCUGCUUUGAGUUUGCCUCUGCAAUGAACAUAGUCACUGAAUUCUAUUGCCACAACCAGGUUGAAGGUGUGUCUGCCGGCUGUCACUCUCUAUCCAGUGUGGUGUCCCUGGAAAGCCCAGUAAUCUGCUGUUUGGGACCUCUCAUCCAGUACCUUCAAGAGUUUAGCUUGGAGAGAGUGCUUAGGAGUGAAAGCUCCUUCCAACGUCUGAGUUGUGAGUCGGAGGGGAUGAUACUCAAUGCAGCCACCCUUAAAAACUUAGAAAUCCUCAACAAUCAGACAGAUGGGGAUGUGAGGGGCAGUCUGCUGUGGGUGUUGGAUCACACUCUUUCUCCGUUUGGGAGGAGGUUGAUGAGGAAGUGGGUGACCCAGCCGCUCACAAACAUACGGUCUAUCCUGGAGAGGCAGGAUGCAGUGCAGGAGAUCCUUGAUUCUGACUCCCAAACGUUAAAUUCCACAAAAUCCCUGCUGACCCAUUUGCCUGAUCUGGAGAGAGGACUUUGCUGCAUAUACAACAAAAAGUCCUCAACACAGGAGUUUUACCUCAUCAUUAGCAGCCUUUGUCGCUUGGCUCGGCAACUGCAGGCACUGCUGCCAGCUAUCAGAGCACAGAUAACCUCUGAGCUGAUUCAAGGACUCCUGCUGGACGUCCCGGACCUGUUGGAGCCAGCCCAUGACUUCCUGAACGUGCUUAAUGAAAAAGCGGCCAAGUGUGGGAAUAAAACUGAGCUGUUCUCAGAUCUGUCCAGCUUCCCAGUGCUGCAGGAUAGAAAAGAUCAGAUCCGAAGUGUUUUAGAGGAGAUUCAGAACCAUCGCGAAUACUUCAGACUGGCACUCAAGGCCCCCACCAUGGACUACACCACUGUGUCGGGACUGGAGUUCCUGAUUGAGGUGAAGAACUCACAGUCAUCCAUCGUUCCUCAUGACUGGGUCAAAAUCAACAGCACCAAAACAGUCGGCAGGUAUCAUUCUCCAUUUCUAGUGGAGCGCCUCAAGAAGCUGCUGCAGCUCCGAGAACAGCUGCUGCUGGACUGCCAGAAGGAGUGGACCACAUUUAUGGAUGAGUUCGGGGAGCACUAUCACACCAUGAAAAGGGCUAUUAGUCACCUAGCAACCAUGGACUGUCUUUUCUCAUUGGCUGAGGUAGCCAAACAAGGGGACUAUUGCAGGCCAGAGGUGUGCGACAGUGAACGUCAGAUUGUCAUCCGGGAUGGCAGGCACCCAGCUAUAGACCUACUAAUGGGACAGCACAGUCAGUUUGUGCCAAACUGUACACAACUGCAGGGUGAUAGAAAGAGAACAAUGAUCAUCACAGGUCCAAACAUGGGCGGGAAGAGCUCCUAUAUUCGCCAGGUGGCUCUCAUCUGUGUAAUGGCACAGAUGGGCUCCUACGUGCCAAGCUCUGAGGCCCGUCUGGGCAUUUUGGAUGGCAUUUAUACCAGAAUGGGAGCGUCCGACAACAUCUACAAAGGGCGCAGCACCUUCAUGGAGGAGCUGAUGGAGGCGUCAGAGAUUAUUUCCCACGCAACUGAGCGUUCCCUGGUCAUCUUGGACGAGCUUGGUCGGGGCACCAGCACCCACGAUGGCAUCGCCAUAGCCUAUGCUACCCUUGAGUACUUCAUCCGAGAUGUGAAGUCUCUCACCCUGUUUGUGACCCAUUACCCUCCCCUGUGUGAGCUGGAGAGGAUGUAUCCACAAAGUGUGGCCAACUACCACAUGUCCUUCCUACUCAAUGAACCUAACGAGGCCACUGACAAGGAUGAUGAAGAGAUUCGACCACAGUUCAUCACCUUCCUCUACCAGUUAAGCGAAGGAGCUGCAGCGAGGAGUUAUGGCCUCAAUGUCGCCCGCUUGGCUGACAUCCCAAUAUCAAUAAUACACACUGCGGCCCUUAAAGCCCGAGAGCUGGAGGACACAGUCAACAAGCGAAGGAAAAAUAAGAAGUUACUGACAGAGCUUUGGAGCAUCACAGAUAAACCUUCUCUGACGGAGUGGCUGAAGUCUACUUCCUGACACCCUCGCAACUAAAUACACAAUCAGGACAUAGAUGUGCACACAAAUCCGAUUUUUUUAAGCAUCUCAGGCUGGUUUAAUGUGGUGCUAUCCUCAAAUAAACAAUAGUGAUAACAUGCACGAAGUGUCAUUUUUGCUCGAAUCCCUCAAAUAAUAACAGACAUGUUUUUAGCGUUAGGGUAGGGGAAGGGGUGUAACGGUACACAAAAAUUUCGGUUCGGUACGUACCUCAGUUUAGAGGUCACGGUUCGGUUCAUUUUCGGUACAGUAAGAAAACAACAAAAUAUAAAUUUUUGGGUUAUUUAUUUACCAAAUUUGCAAAAUCUUCCAGCAAAAAUAUUUUUCCUAGUGGGAUAUUUGAUGUGAAGUAAGGAUAGGUCAAUAAUU
Messenger RNA from Nerophis lumbriciformis (worm pipefish), 3709 nucleotides. RefSeq names its product mutS homolog 3 (E. coli) (gene msh3). The record is from RefSeq and is a predicted model, not a curated record. NCBI's taxonomy places the organism in Eukaryota, Metazoa, Chordata, Actinopteri, Syngnathiformes, Syngnathidae. Gene Ontology annotation, molecular function: ATP binding; mismatched DNA binding; ATP-dependent DNA damage sensor activity. Gene Ontology annotation, cellular component: nucleus. Gene Ontology annotation, biological process: somatic recombination of immunoglobulin gene segments; mismatch repair; mitotic recombination.